Molecule: messenger RNA, 1071 nt
Organism: Dentiscutata erythropus
Lineage: Eukaryota; Fungi; Glomeromycota; Glomeromycetes; Diversisporales; Gigasporaceae
Source: the annotation of a GenBank genome assembly
AUGAGCUAUGGAGAAAUUGGAAACGAAACAUACAUAAGAGUUUUCCAACAAUAUUUUAACAAAUAUCCAAACCCACCAUCAAACGAACAUAAAAUAAAACUACAAGAAAAACUUAAAGAAUUUGAUCAAAAAAUCAAAGAAUACUUAAACGAAAAUCCAAUAACCAAAAGAACUCUUAUACAAAAAGAAAUAUACCCAAAGGAAUUAACUAACGAAGAAAUAACAACAUACUUAGUAUACUCAUUAGUGACAGCAGACAAAUCAAGAGUCAAAUCAAGCCUAGAAACCAUUUCAAGAAAAUCAUUCAACAUUAAAAAUUGGUUAAAACAUACUCAGUGCACUUAUCAAGGACAACUAUAUCUGAAUAAUGGCAGCAAUAAAUUUGAUAGAGCAAUUAAAAAAUAUAGAGAAUGGAGAAACCAAUUAGAAAAUGCAUUCAAAGCAUUAAGAUUAGGAGACCUAAUUAUAUUUGGAAAAUACUCCGGAACACCUAAAAAGGGAUAUACAUUAAGAGGAAGAGAUUAUAUCUCAACAGCAAACAAUGCAAAUGAAUGUAGAUGGAGUACGGAGAUAAUGCAAACAGUAUUUGCAAUAAUCAGAACAAAAUUAAAGAAAGAUGCAUUAGAAGUAUUUGACUCAGAGAUAGCAACUAUAAAUUGUUAUUUCAGAUCCAACUUAGACAACGCAAAUGAUUUGAAAGAUGCAGAAAACUAUCCGAUAAAAGGAAUAAGUUACUUACAAGCUCCAAACUUCUUUGGAGGAAACUACAUGUACUUAGUAGAAAGAAUACCUAAAAAUAUAGCUCAACAAAUUACAUUAACAACCCCAAUACCAAAUAAUGAAGAAGAUUUCUUCAGAAGAGCUGAUUCUCUAUUCAGAGCAACAAGAGUAACAAUGGACAUAGUAGAAAAAUCUAAAAAUGAAAAAACAAAUCAUUAUUCUCAAAGAACUCAAAGAAUAAAUAAUGUACAAACAGAACAACCUCAAAAAGGAAAAUGCUACUCAUGUGAACAAAUAGGACACUUUGUAAAAGAAUGCCCAAAACGAAAAGGAAAAGAAGCAUAUAACAGA